AUGAGUGCUUANUUUUUCAAACUGUUAAGAUGUCAAGACAAGGAACUUAGGACAUUUUUACAAUCACACAUAAUUAAUGAUAUAAAAAAUAUAAAUGUAAAGCAUAAAAAUGCAAAACUAAAUACAGUAUUGCAAAAUUUUAUGUUUACUAUGCUUAAAGAUGCCAACGUGAAAGCAGCUAAAAUGUCAGUAAACAUUAUGAUUGAACUUUACAACAAAAAUGUAUGGAAUGAUGCCAAAACAGUAAAUGUGAUAGCGUCAGGAUGUUUUUCACAAACAGUCAAGGUAAUGGUUGCUUCCUUGAAAUUUUUCUUGGGUAAAGAUCCAGAGGAGAAUGUAGCAGAUUCUAGUUCAGAAGAUGAAAUAAAUCCUAAGGAAAUUAUGUUUUCUAAUAAAGUUAAUAAAAAAACAAGGAAAAGAACUAAACAUUUAAAUAAAAUAAAAAAAUUAGUUGUGAAAACUCAAAAAAGGAAGUCCUCAGCACCAGUGUUUAAUUUUUCUGCUUUACAUUUGAUUCAUGAUCCACAAGGAAUGGCAGAGAAACUUUUUAAACAGUUAGAAACCACUACAAAAAGAUUUGAAGUAAGGCUGAUGACACUGGAUGUUAUUUCUCGUUUAGUUGGUGUGCAUAAUUUGUUUCUUUUUAAUUUCUAUCCUUACAUUCAACGUUUUAUCCAACCUCAUCAAAAAGAAGUUAUUAAGAUAUUACAGUUUGCAGCCCAAGCAAGUCAUGAACUGGUCCCUCCAGACAUUCUUGAACCCAUUAUAAGAACAAUAGCUAACAAUUUUAUAACUGAAAGAAAUUCGGCCGAUGUAAUGGCAAUUGGUAAUAUUAUUAUAAUGGG
Molecule: messenger RNA, 845 nt
Organism: Agrilus planipennis (emerald ash borer)
Lineage: Eukaryota; Metazoa; Arthropoda; Insecta; Coleoptera; Buprestidae
Product: protein SDA1 homolog
Exons: 4
Biological process (GO): ribosomal large subunit biogenesis; ribosomal large subunit export from nucleus
Cellular component (GO): nucleolus
Source: RefSeq, a predicted model, not a curated record